AUGGCCCGUCUCUCAUCCUCCCCUCGUCCUUGGUUCUACGUUGUCGCGCGCGUCGUCGGCCGAGAUGGCGCCCUUCCUCUGUGGAAAGAGCGUCUUGUCCAUCUUUGCGGUGUCUCGGCCACGGAGCCCUACGGCGAUUCCUACUACUGGGGCGGCGACCUAGAUGGCGAGCCCGAUACCCUCUGGGGCCUCGAGGGCUACACCCACCCCAUCGGCUUCUUCAUCGACCACGUCUCGUCCGAAAUCUUCAAGCGCGAAAUGGCCCUCGUCGACAGCGACGCGCUGCUGCGCACCAAGCAGGGCCUCGGUAGCCCCGACUACGACUUGCACCACUACGACGAGGAAGCCGGCUUUCUCAAGCGCCAGGACGACCCGGACAGGCACUCCACCGACAGCCAUGUCGCGGUCUACCACUUUUGGGCCGCCGACGAGGCGGGCCGGACCCGUGUUCUCGAGGCCCUCUCGCGGUUCGCCACCGACGCCGAGACCUCUCAGGGGGCUAGCGGGUCGAUUCAGAGCGCGUUGGUUCUUAAGGAGUGCAGGGAUCUCAAGCUGGCGACUUUGUGGCUCAGGGUAAAAACCGGCGAUGCCUUCAAGGCGCUCGAGGCCUCAGGACUUCUGGCGGAUCUACUCGGCGAGGUCAAAGGCCUUUGCGAGAAGACGGAGCUGCAUCAAUCGAGUUCUUUUGGAGGACAUUUGGAUAUCAAGGCGUCACCUAAUUAG
Parascedosporium putredinis is the source of this 723-nucleotide messenger RNA. NCBI's taxonomy places the organism in Eukaryota, Fungi, Ascomycota, Sordariomycetes, Microascales, Microascaceae. The record is from the annotation of a GenBank genome assembly.